This is a messenger RNA of Parnassius apollo (apollo), 900 nucleotides long. The record is from the annotation of a GenBank genome assembly. NCBI's taxonomy places the organism in Eukaryota, Metazoa, Arthropoda, Insecta, Lepidoptera, Papilionidae.
AUGCACCAAUACAAGUUUGUCUGGUUUCGGAAUGCUACUAUUUUGGUGCGCGUCCAAGAUGGUGAUACUGCUUUUGCUAUCCGCACAGAUGAUGACCUUCGUAAGACCAAAAGCCGUACUAAAGAGCGCGAUGUGGGCGUGCGGUUGGAGCUGUGGUUGCGGCCGCUGCGCGCGCUGGGCGGGGCGGGGGGCGGGGAGGGCGGAGGGGCGGGCGGCGUGGCGGACGUCGCCGCCGCCGCGAUGCACGACACGCGUUCGCUCUCGCACGCGUACGUCGACCUGCUCUACCAGUACGGUGUGAUGGUGCGCGCGGGCGGGCUGUGGGAGCAGUUGGUGCUGCUGCUGGAGCUGGUGGCCGCCAUGAACUUUCCGCGCACCGCAUUCCCGCCUCCGCAUGACGCUGUGCUGCGCCGCGAGUGCGAGCGCCGUUUGCGCAGCGUGGAAGACAAGGCGAUCGAGAGCGGGCUGCCGCUGCACGCGGUGUGGGUGCGCGUGGAGCGCGCGCGUGCGGCGGCGCACUGGCGGCCGGCGGGCGGAGGCGAGGGGGAGGGGGACGCGGACGAGCCCGCGCAGGCCGACCCGCAGCGCGCGCCGCUCGCGCACGACGUGGCGACGCUGCUGCAGCCGGUGGCCGAUGCGCACCAGCUGUGGCGCCUCUCCGUGCGCAUGCUCAUGCUCGCUAAGGUGCCGCUGCUGGGCGGCGCCGGCUGGUCGGCGCGUGACGAGCUGCUCGAGGGCGGCGAGUGUGGCGAGUGCGGCGAGGAGCUGCUGCCGCUGCUGGCCGAAGCACGCCUGUUGCCGUGCGUACUCGCCGCGCACGCGCCCGCCGCGCUCGCGCAGCGCCUGCUCGCCCUCUGUCUCGACCCGCCGCACUACUUCACCGACGAGGAUGGUCAGUAG